Molecule: messenger RNA, 648 nt
Organism: Adineta steineri
Lineage: Eukaryota; Metazoa; Rotifera; Eurotatoria; Adinetida; Adinetidae
Source: the annotation of a GenBank genome assembly
AUGGCUGAAGUAAAAGAAGAAAAUAAAAUUUCAUUAUCAACAAUAAUAAUAGUUGCUCUUUUAAUAAUUGUCAUAGGUGGUGUUACAAUUGCUAUUCCAAUUUUAUAUACAGCCAAAUCAAAUACAGGACCUGUUGAUAAUACAACAAAUACAAAUGCACCAACAAAUUAUACUGAAAAUGAAUGUACACAAUCAUUUUCAAAGACUCAAGUUUUAGAUUAUAUAGUCAAUGCGGAACCAUUUCCAUAUCGUCUUUUUAAUCUUAUUUUUCGUCCAAGUGUUAUUGCUAAAUCAAUGUCAUUAGUAUUUGGUUUUCGUCAUGAUACAGCAUCAUGGUCAUUAGAUAAAAUUUCAGUUAUUGAUACAACAAUGCUUACAGAAACAAUUCUUGAUGGAAGUUUUGAAUCAAAUUAUUUAACAAAAAAUUAUUAUCAAUGUAUUUUAUCAAAUACACGAAAUUCAGUAAGUGAUAUUUUAUUUGAUAUUCCAUAUGAUCAAGAUUUUUAUUAUAAUGAUCAAACAAAUGUUGGGAUGACAUAUUUAAUUCAAACAUUAUCUAUUACUGGUGGAAGAUAUUAUAAUAUUACAUUUUAUUUAGAAAAUCGUGGUUAUAAAGAAAAUGCUUUUGUCAUUCUUGUUGGUUCUUAA